Messenger RNA from Stegostoma tigrinum, 4209 nucleotides. RefSeq names its product protein SOGA3-like. The record is from RefSeq and is a predicted model, not a curated record. The transcript has 14 exons. Gene Ontology annotation, biological process: regulation of autophagy. NCBI's taxonomy places the organism in Eukaryota, Metazoa, Chordata, Chondrichthyes, Orectolobiformes, Stegostomatidae. The coding region runs from base 323 to 2773 and encodes 816 amino acids.
CAGCAAAUGUCGGGAACACCGGUCGUUCAGCUGAUCGAAAGUGGCGUAUACCUAGGACCGCCUCAGGAGAGAGUCAAUGAAAAGUCCCUCCCUUUCUGAGUAUCUUGUCUGUCUAUCAGGGCAAUAAGUCCGCAGGGGGAGGGGGGCAGAUGCGAGUAAAGCAGCAAGCCGAACUCAGCCAUGGUAGCCCUUCGAGCAACACUAGCCGAACACGGGGUCUGUUUUGUUGUAAAUUGAAAUUUUCUGCAGCACGGAAGUGGAUAACUACCUAAGCGGUAUGUCUGGAGCCGGCUGAGAAUCGUGUUUAGAUGACAGUAGCACCAUGAACCCAGCCAGUGGCGCUGCUGAAAACCGACAGCAUUCUAACAACAAGAAACAGCAGCGAGCCGCUUCGCCCGCCAGGUUCCGCGAUAUUAACUCCAGACCCUCCAUCAAGACGUCGUUUGGUGCCAAAUCGACCGCACUGAAACAGGUUUACCACCCGAGUCGGGUUUCCAACCAGGGGACUGCAAACAACAAGGAGAAAGCGAGCCGAGUUGGGGCUGCUGUCCGUCCAGCUGGUGCUGAAAAGGAGAUCGCCGCCUCUCCCGAGAAUCUCAGAAAGGUGGAGGGGGACAGCUGCCAUUUCAUCCAGAGCAAGAACUCGGAUUUGACCGCCGCUCAGAGCGGCCGUGCGGGGACCAUCCCGGAGAGAGCAGCGAGAGGAAAGCCAGGGGAGCAGCAGCCUCUAGGAGGAGGAGGUGGGAAAGGGGAGGCGGCAGACGGAGCGGAGCAGGAAGGUGUCGGGGGCGGUUCCGGGCUCGGCCUUCAGACGGACAGUGCGGGCUUGGCGCCGCCGCCCAAUGCUGCGAUAAUGCACACGAAGAACGCGUCGUCGGCGCCGGAGCCCGAGAGGCCGGCGGGUGGUUCUAACAUGGAGGCGAUGACAGAGCAGGAAAAGAGCCUGCAAGAUGAGGUCGAGAAACUGCGCUCGGAAAACCUGGGCCUCAAGACGGAGAUCGAGGAGAUGCGAAACGAAAUGGACGAAAUGAGGGAUAGUUUCUACGAGGAGGACGCCUGUCAGCUGCAGGAUCUCCGGCGGGAGCUCGAGCGCGCCAACAAGAACUGCCGAAUCCUGCAGUACCGCCUGCGGAAGACGGAGAGGAAAAGGAUGCGAUUCGCCCAAACCGGCGAGAUGGACAAUGAGCUACUGAGAAGUCUCGAGCAGGACCUCAAGGUUGCCAAAGAUGUGUCUGUCAGACUGCACCAUGAAUUGGAAAACGUGGAAGAAAAACGCACCAAAACAGAGGAGGAAAAUGAAACCUUACGUCAGCAGUUGAUAGAAGCUGAGAUCAGCAAACAAGCUUUACAGAAUGAACUGGACAAGAUAAAAGAGUCUGCAUUAAAGCGACGUGGAAGUAAAGACUUACAAAAAUCUGAAAAGAAAUCCCAACAGAUCACUCAUGAGGAGGACAACGAUGACAUAAAAUGCCAGCUACAGUUUGUCAAGGAAGAAGCAAUUUUAAUGCGGAAGAAAAUGGCAAAAAUUGACAAAGAAAAGGAUAGACUUGAAUGUGAGCUGCAAAAGUACAGAUCCUUUUAUGGGGAUCUGGACAGUCCUUUGCCAAAAGGUGAAGCAGGAGGGCCUCCUACAACCAGAGAAGCUGAACUAAAACUUCGUCUCCGACUGGUGGAAGAAGAAGCGAAUAUCCUAGGGAGAAAGAUUGUGGAACUUGAGGUUGAAAACAGAGGAUUGAAGGCUGAAUUAGAUGAUAUAAGGGGCCACUAUGAAAAAGAAGGGGCAAGUGGUGAAGAUUAUAUUGGUGUUGGUGCUUCAUCUUUUCGGGAUCAAAGUGAAGCUGUGUCAGAACUAAGACAGAACCUGCAGCUUGUUGAAGAUGAAGCUGAAUUGCUGAGACGAAAUCUGGCUGACUUGGAAGACCAAAAUAAACGACUUUCCGCUGAAGUCAGUAAAUACAAGUAUAAAACAGGAAACAUGCAGGAUGCUUCCCGGAAUAGUGAUAACUCCAAAGUUACAGAGGUCCUUCAAGAAGAACUAAAGGCAGCCAGGAUGCAAAUCAAUGAACUCAGUGGCAAAGUCAUGCAACUCCAGUAUGAAAAUCGUGUUUUGAUGUCCAAUAUGCAGCGCUAUGACCUGGCUUCCCAUUUGGGCAUCCGUGGCAGCCCCCGAGAUAGUGAUGCAGAAAGUGAUGCAGGAAAAAAAGAAAGUGAUGAUGAUUCUCGGCCUCCGCAUAGGAAAAGAGAAGGUCCCAUUGGUGGGGAAAGUGACUCAGAAGAAGUUCGCAAUAUCAGGUGCUUACAGACUCCGCCAAGGUCUUUAUUUUCUACAGAUGGCAGAUUGCUCCAAAAAAACCUCAAGGACAGACAACAAAUGUCAGAUAUACGGCUGGAGGCGGAGCGACUGAGUAGAACUAUAGAUCGAUUGAUUACAGACACAAGCACAAUUAUAACUGAAGCAAGAAUUUAUGUAGCAAAUGGUGACCUAUUUGGCAGAAUGGAGGAAGAAGAUGACAGCAGCAGAAUCAGAGAACACGAACUUCUCUACAGAAUCAAUGCUCAGAUGAAAGCAUUUAGGAAGGAGCUGCAGACCUUCAUAGACAGACUAGAGGUUCCAAAAACAGCAGAUGAAAAAAAUACAGAAGAACCUUUGUCUGUCAGUCAGAUGUUUCAACCUAUUAUUUUGCUUAUACUCAUGCUUGUAUUAUUUUCAUCAUUGUCCUACGCUACCAUAUUCAAAUUGGUUUUUCUUUUCACACUUUUCUUUGUUCUGUAGAAUCUCCAUCUACUUGAGUAUACCACCUUUUUAGUUUGUUUAUUUAUUUUAAUAUAUCAUCAAGAAUUCUGUAAACACAAAAUAACACACAUAGCGUUUGAGACAUUACGGGAUUACCAUAUGCAAAGCUUUGUAAAAUACUGGAGACUACCAAUUUUCAAGAUGAACUUUUAUAUGAAGCCAUUGGGAAAUUGAGGAAUGACCUUCAACCAGUAUUCUGUUCGCAGAUUUUUCAGAACUUCUAACUGUACUACAGCCUGGGUGGAAAUUCCUGUCAAUCAACUCCUCCCGUAUCUACAGAAUUUAGUCCUUCCCAACAUUUCACUUGUAAUUGUCGAUCAGAAGUGUUUGAACCUAUUUUUCCAUUUAAUUAAUCAUAUCAAUUCAGCAUUUGGCUUUUAGAGGAGCUCGUGAGCAUCCAAAGCCUAUCGGUGUUCCAAUAUGGCUGUCUUUUGUACCCAAUAGCGAGUUUUGAGAAGAUUUGUACCCAAUACUUGUGAGAGCAAGAUUUAAAGUGGAACUAACAUUUAUUCAAGUUACUUCAACAACCUUUCUGUGGCAAAAUGAUUGGAUAUUUAGAACUGCAACUGGCAACCACCUUGAUACCUUUGAAGGAUGGAUAUGUGUCCUGGCAAGAGAUGAAGAGGAUCUUGAAAAGACCUCCUCUACUUGCAGAAGGAAAAGAAAGUGGAAACAGGAGACUAGGAUGAACGUUGUGACAGAAGGGGUCGUACAGAGGUUGCGGAAAGCCGCGCCAACUCUCUGCAUCCAGCGUCCCGCUCACUUCUAGACCAGCUUUUUCAGCCUGUUCAGAAAGGGGCAAGGCUGGGGCGAACUGCAAGGAGGAAACCAGGGCGUCUACCGAUUGCCGAUUAUGUCCAGAAUAUAGCCAGCUGUUCUGUUGUCUUCGGGAGGAACGGCCCGUCAACCUGGCACUUGGUGGCGUUUUGUUUUCUCCAUCCAACAACCGACCGUUAGGUUCAAAGCACUAGAAGUUUUGAAAGUGUGUGGACCAGCUGGAGAGAGAACAGCUCGCUCCUUUCUCCAAGGCUCGUGAAAACAGAAGAAUUUUAUUUGAUCUUACAUCUGUUUUGGAAGGUGUUCAGCUUAAGGUUAAAGAAGAGGAAGAUCAAAGGGCAGAACUGCAGCAUCAAUAUUCAAGUGACAAAUAUGUUUGGGACCUGGAGAGAGCAGAACUGAAGUGUCGUAUUGAACAGCACAGCUAGAAAUUCCUUACCAAAAUAUCCACGGAAGGUAAACUACACAGACUUCUAUCUAUAGAGUAGUGACGACUGGAUGAUCCAAGGCACUGCUGUUGACAUGGGCUGGAAGUAAAGGCAGAAAAACAGGACGUAGAGAAAACAUCCCAAGAAACAAGAGAAGUAUUUGGAUCAGAAAGGAAAGAACAGAAGCAGCUGUUGGCGAAUAUCCACUCA